Molecule: messenger RNA, 3749 nt
Organism: Seriola dumerili (greater amberjack)
Lineage: Eukaryota; Metazoa; Chordata; Actinopteri; Carangiformes; Carangidae
Product: VPS10 domain-containing receptor SorCS1-like
Exons: 28
Coding region: 1-3696 (1231 amino acids)
Biological process (GO): post-Golgi vesicle-mediated transport
Cellular component (GO): Golgi apparatus; membrane
Molecular function (GO): protein binding
Source: RefSeq, a predicted model, not a curated record
AUGGAGACGCGCCUCGGUUACUGCCUUUUUAUCAUUUUCUCUGAGUGGAUUUGGCUCUUCACCCUAACUUCCAUCCUGGGCGGAACAAAAGCGGAGGUGAGGUGCAUUCCCUCGUGCCAGCUGCCGCUAGUCACAGCGUUUCCCCGGGAACUCUCGGCGCAGGAUUUGGAUCAUUUUGGCGAGGCACCAGCAGAAGAAUUUGUUGGAUUUAACGAGGGGUCACCGGGCGCCAAACCCAGCGCCAGCGGGGACGAAAAGCACAACGUUGCGGAAUUAACCGCGAGCGAAGAAAGUUCGUCCAAAGUACAGUCACGGUUGCGGGGAAAUAAAACAAGUUGCCUCCAGAAGGACGUGUUAAACGGCCAACAAAAACUUUCCCACUCCAAAGUGUUUCCUCGCGCCGGUGAUGCAAAAAACAACAGCUUUUAUGGAGAAAAUGGGGCGCAGGCUGAUGUGACGGUGAACGAGGACAAGGAUGUGGCCAGUUGGAGACGAACACGGAGGAGCGCAGAGACUUGGUCCGGAUUCAGAGCCGAGGGCGGGGAUGAGGCUUCGUUUUCGGACCAGGAGGAGUUUCAGCUCACAAGUUCGACAUUUGCACUGAGCGGGGACACGGCUCAUAACCAGGCGAUGGUGCACUGGUCCGGACAGAACAGCAGCGUGAUCCUCAUGUUGACAAAAUACUACGACUUCAACUCUGGCAGAGUAACAGAGAGUUCUUUAUGGAGGUCAACUGAUUAUGGGACCACAUAUGAGAAACUUAAUGAGAAAGUUGGGCCAAAAACCAUACUGAGCUACUUGUACGUAAGUCCGAACAACAAAAGGAAGAUCAUGUUACUGACCGACCCGGAGGUGGAGAGCAGCCUGCUCAUUAGUCUUGACGAGGGGGCGUCCUAUCAGAAACACAGCUUAGCCUUUGAUAUCCUCAGCCUGCUUUUUCACCCGGAGCAGGAGGACUGGAUUUUGGCUUACAGCCACGACCAAAAGCUCUAUGUCUCUGUUGAGUUUGGGAGGAGGUGGCAGCUUGUGCAUGACGGCGUCGUCCCCAACAGAUUCUACUGGUCCAGGCUGGGUUUAGAUAAAGAGCAAGGAAUGAUUCAUCUGGAGAUCAGUGUCUCUGAUGGACGGUCACAGUACAUAACUUGUAAACUUCAGAACUGCUCUGACGGAAACAAGGGCAAGCCUUUCCCUGGAUUUAUCAUCCCUAAUUCCCUGGUGGUUCAGGAUGAAUACGUUUUCAUCCAGGUGCCAAUAGGUGGCCAGUCUGUCCAUUAUGUGUCCUAUAAAAGAAAUGCUUUCUACCCGAUGAAGCUUCCUAAGUACACUCUGCCAAAGGACUUGCAGAUAAUCAGCACAGACGAUAACCAGGUGGUUGCAGCAAUUCAGGACUGGCACCAGAAUGACUCCUACAACCUGUACAUGUCUGAGUCCAGAGGACUGCUGUUCACCCUGAUGCUGGAGAAUGUUGUGAGCAGUGGAGGACCUGAGGGCAACAUCAUGAUAGACCUGUAUGAGGUUGCAGGGAUUAAAGGGGUGUUCCUGUCAAAUAAAGUUGUUGAGAACCAAGUGAAAACUUAUAUCACAUACAACAAGGGGAGAGACUGGCAUCUUCUUCAGGCUCCAACAACCGAUCUCCAGGGAAACAAGGUCUAUUGUGAACAACCGUUCUGUUCGUUACAUCUGCACCUUCAUGUGUCGGAGAAUCCUUACACCUCGGGAAACAUUGUCAGCAAAGACUCAGCUCCAGGAAUUAUAAUAGCAUCGGGUGUGGUUGGACCUGAGCUGACCAGUACUAAUGUCAGUAUUUUCAUCACAUCUGAUGCUGGAAAUACCUGGAGAGAGGUUUUUCAGGAGGAGUACAGUGUGUUUUUCCUGAAUCAAGGAGGAUCUCUUGUGGCCAUCCGACACACACCUCUGCCAAUUAGACAUAUUUGGCUGAGUUUUGAUGAGGGCAGAAACUGGGACAAAUAUAGCUUCACCUCCUCUCCGCUCUAUGUUGAUGGGGUGCUGGGGGAGCCUGGAGAGGACACCCUCAUCAUGACAAUAUUUGGUCAUUUCAGUCAUCGAUCCGAGUGGCAACUUGUCAAAAUUGACUUCCGGUCCAUUUUCCAACAAUGGUGCACAUCUGAAGAUUAUCUGACAUGGCAGUUACACAGUGAGGGGGAAGUGUGCAUCAUGGGAAUGAAGAGAAUCUUCCAAAAACUGAAAGCAAACGUUCGAUGUGUCAAGGCCAGAGAUCAGUAUAUUUCCCAGAUGUCAGACUCUUGCCCAUGCACAGAGGCAGAUUUUGAGUGUGACUACGGGUUUGAGAGGCAGAUUGAUGGGAGCUGCACUCCGGCUUUCUGGUUCGUUCCUUCAGCAGCGUCUAGAGACUGCAUCACGGGGGACAGCUUCCUCAACACCACAGGAUAUCGCAAGGCUUUGUCUAACAACUGCACCGAAGGAACUCUGCUGAAAUACAGCCCCAGGCGACAGAAGUGUCCCAGUCAGGUCCCCAGGGGCCUCCAGCUCUUCACCAGCGAGGGAACCCUGGUAGCGACGCUGGGGAGGAAUGUCACCUUCUUGGUCUUUCUGGAAGAGGGUCUUGGCUCCACAACGAGUAUAACAGUGGACUUCGGCGACGGGACCGCAAUAUCAUAUGUUAACAUAAGCUCCAUCGAUGACGGGGUCAAGCAUAUCUACAGUAAAGUUGGCAUCUACCAAGUUUCUGCAACAGCAAGCAACACUCUUGGCUUUGACAGGGUGAUACUGUACCUUCACAUCUCCUGUCAACUUGAACAGGUCCAGCUCUCGGCUCCUUCAGUGGUCGUCAAGAACAAAGCAGUAAAUCUCACCACAGUGUUACAGCCCAGCAACGUGGGGACAGUCAUCUAUUACUGGUGGUUUGAUAACAAAACAGAGCCUAUUGUCACCCUGGAAGGAGCGAUGUCCUUCACUUUCUCCAAGGAGGGAAGCCACAGUGUCACUGUUCAGGCUUCAGUUGGCAACACUGUCCAUCAGGACCAAAUGACUGUGGCAGUUUAUGAUUAUUUCCGGUCACAUGUUUUGGCCUUUUCUUCUAAUUUGGACGAGAUGAACCCUGGGGUGUCUGAGUGGAGAGAGGACAUCUGCAGAGUGGUGAAGAGCUCCAUGGUUCAGGUCACAGGAAUCAGUGAGGAUCAGCUCCUGGUCACCGUGCUACCGGGCUUACCAACCACGGCCGAGGUUUUCAUUGUGCCUGAGAAGAGGUCAAGAGAUGGAGCCACGGAUGAAAAGUGGGCCCACCUGGAUCAGCUUUCUCAGGUUCUGCUAAGUGCUCUGAACCAAGACCUCAUCCAGUUCACACUCAAACCGGGGGUGCAGGUGAACGUGUAUGCCACGCGGCUGUCUCCGGCUCCUCUUGUGGACAGCAGUGAUAGUGGCCACAGCGGCACUGCAGUCAUCAUGCUCGUCUCAGUCGUACUGAUGGGCUUGGCCGUCUUUGUAAUAUAUAAAUUUAAAAGGAAGAUCCCAGGCAUCAACACAUACACAGCGGAGCAGCCUGACAAAGAACAAGAGGUCAUCCCAACAGUGACCUCCAUAGCAGUCCCAAACCCUGAGGGGGAAAAGCUGACCUCACUGGAUCAUGUGGAUGUACAGUUGGACUCAAAAAGCAGAGGCUACCUGCCAUCUCACACAGACAUCAAGCUCUCUGAUGAAGCGCCCCAUGUGUUUUAAUGUUGAGAGUCUAUGACCGACUCAAAAGCAAUACAUCUUCUUUGGCAGUUACU